AUGGCACCACAAACCAAUGGGGUUACAGAGUCUCUGUACUUUCCACCUAUAGAUAAUCCAGCAGCGAGAGACGUAUCGUACUACACUCCCGCCCAAGAACCUGUCUCCGGCACUGCGAUCAGCACAACAACAGGAGCCCCUAUCCCCAAGCUUUUCACGCCCCUUACUGUCCGAGGCCUUACCUUCCAAAACCGACUUUUCCUGGCGCCGCUUUGCCAGUACUCUGCCAAAGAUGGAUAUGCAACGGACUGGCAUCUAACGCAUCUGGGUGGGAUCAUUCAACGUGGUCCUGGGCUUGCCAUUAUGGAGUCGACAGCCGUUCAGAGAGAAGGACGCAUCACUCCCCAGGACAUUGGGUUAUGGGAAGACGGCCAGAUUGAGCCUCUGCGACGUAUUAUCGAGUUCGCUCAUAGCCAGGGACAGAAAAUUGGUAUUCAACUUAGCCACGCAGGGCGAAAAUCUAGCACCGUGGCACCGUUCUUGCACAUGAACGCUACAGCGAGUACAGAUGUUGGUGGCUGGCCCAACGAGGUAUAUGCUCCUUCGGUCUUGCGGUUCAACGACGCCUACCCGCAGCCCAAGGCAAUGACGCUGGUCCAAAUCCAGCAGUUCAAGACAGCGUUUGUGGACGCGGCAAAGAGGGCAGUUAAGGCUGGCUUCGAUGUGGUCGAGAUUCACGCUGCUCAUGGAUAUCUCAUCCACCAAUUCCUGAGUCCUAUCAGCAACCAACGCACGGAUGAUUAUGGUGGAAGUUGGGAGAACCGCACGAGGCUGGUUCUUGAGAUUACAGAUCUGGUACGGGCUGCAAUCCCUGAAGAAAUGCCUCUGUUUGUGCGGAUUAGUGCCACAGACUGGUUCGAUAACAUGAAGGAGGAAUUUCCAGAGAGCUGGACGGUCGCCGACUCUUGCAAACUGGCUCCUAUCUUGGCUGAGAAAGGUGUUGAUUUUCUCGAUGUCAGUUCUGGAGGCAUCCACCCGCUUCAGUCUACAAGCAUCAAAUCUGGACCCGGAUACCAAGCGCCUUUCGCGAAGGAGAUCAAGAAGGCAGUUGGAGAUAAGAUGACUGUGUCCGCUGUAGGUGGCAUCAGCACUGGAGCGAUGGCAGAAGGUUUUCUUCAGACUGGUCUUGACGUGAUCAUGUGUGGUCGAUGGUUUCAGAAGAACCCGGGCUUGGUAUACGCCUACGCCGACGAGCUAGGGGUGAAUGUCAAAAUGGCAAACCAAAUCGGAUGGGGAUUUGGUGGCCGCGGAAAGGGAAGAAAAUGA
This is a messenger RNA of Colletotrichum truncatum, 1266 nucleotides long. RefSeq names its product NADH-dependent flavin oxidoreductase. Gene Ontology annotation, molecular function: FMN binding; NADP binding; NADPH dehydrogenase activity. NCBI's taxonomy places the organism in Eukaryota, Fungi, Ascomycota, Sordariomycetes, Glomerellales, Glomerellaceae. The record is from RefSeq and is a predicted model, not a curated record. Gene Ontology annotation, cellular component: intracellular anatomical structure.